Talaromyces proteolyticus is the source of this 1230-nucleotide messenger RNA. RefSeq lists its product as uncharacterized. NCBI's taxonomy places the organism in Eukaryota, Fungi, Ascomycota, Eurotiomycetes, Eurotiales, Trichocomaceae. The record is from RefSeq and is a predicted model, not a curated record. The transcript has a single exon. The coding region runs from base 442 to 1080 and encodes 212 amino acids.
GGGUGUGAUAAGACAACAGGCGCGCCUUGUGCGAUGUAGGGAACCUAACCGCAAGCGGGAAUUCACAAGCCCUCACUUUUACAAGCGAAAAACGGAUAUGAAACAAGCUAGGCAUUUUGAUGGAAUAAGCCAAGAAUAUUUCCGAAAUCUAUUUCGACCGGAAAAGGGUUUCACCGCUGAUUUGGUAGAAAUUUGACUCGGAUUCCGGGUUGAAAUCAAAAGUUCUCAAUGGUCUGAUUAGACACAGCCACAGCCACAGCGCUAAUCGCUGAAGGAUCAUUCAUCGAAAGCAGGAAGUCAUCAUUUCAAAUUUAGUUGUUUUUUACUGGUAACGAGUCCUGGUCUAUUCAAUACUCAAUAACUGGGGUCCAAGGAGAUCAUUCUCUUCUCCAAACGCAGCAUCAGCAAAAUCCAAUAUCAUACUAAUUCACGCGAAAAAUCAUGGAGUUCCUCUGCUCUCUACUACCUAUCGCCAUUUCAUCCGUCUUCUCGAUGAGAUCGGCAAGCCUGAUGAUGGUACCAACAGGCUAUGUCUCAUUUUUCGGCCUCACCUGGCUACCAUGGCAUGACGAUCUGCCCUUCAGGGUCCUUUCUGAUGCCAUUAUUGUCGCCAUAAUCAACGCGAUUCUAUCACUUCUCGCACCUCGCUUUCCUCGACUGCUUGCAGCUUAUAAGGACAGUGGGGGAUCACCGAAACUCCCAUUGGGUUUCCAUAAGCUGCACCCCAACAGCCGGAUCCCAGCAAUUGCCUUCAUCACAGUUGCGGUCGCCGGAUGGCUGGUUACUGCCUACGGAUUGAGUCUACCUUACAAAUUUGUGUCGAGCCUGGCUCUAAUAUCAAUGAUUGCGGGUAUUGUGCUCUACUAUGCAGUCCAGUUGGUAAAGGUUUUCUGGAUAUAUGUCAGCCAUUAUCCAGAAAUGCCUCCCCUUGGAUUGGUGACUGGAAUGUUCUGGCCGCCAAUGCAUCCUUUUCAUCGGUUUCUGGUGCGAGCUUCGCAUCGUGUUGCGCGAUGGUUGGAAGGAUCUCCUUCUCAACCGGUCGUCACAGAUGAGCACAAACACAACCCAGUUGAAGAAUGAAGAAUGGUACAUCUGCUAGUAGAAUUCUUAUUAAUAAUUGGUUAUUUCAGUAUUGGCAACCCCUAUCGUUUCCGAUAUAGAUUAGAGCAUUUCUCUCUGUCAUGAGAAACUAUGAUCUGUAAGCGCUAGUAACAAGAGGCUGGGAGAAGC